AUGUCGCAAAACUUACGUAAAGAAGCAGCUACUCGGGCUUCUCGACGUGCGAGUAACAAUGCUGGACCUCCAUUAACUUCCAUGUAUACUAAUGGUACACCUUUGAGCAGUCGUCAUAAUACUGACGAAGAAGACGUAUGGAGUGAAACCUCGGCAGACACUGUCGAUUCUUGGGCUUCUGCUGGUAGUAAGACUGCUGAAGAUGGAGUCUUAGAAGAAGUAAAUUGGGAGGACGAAGUUUUACAAAGUAUCGAAGAUUUGGGAGAAAAAAGAACAAGUACAAGAGAAGGUGCUUUAACAAAGUUGAUCCGCCUUCUCUCUCAAAAGUAUGCCGCUGAUCUCCUCGAUUCUAGGCGUGAUACUUUACUUGAUCUUUUAUGCCGUUCAAUCAGGAAAGAUAAAAGCUAUAAAGAAAGUAAAUUAGCUGCUAAAGUGAUGUCAUUACUUUUUAUUACUAUCGGUGAAAGUCAAGAAACUAUGUAUCAUAAUGUAUUAUCUUUAUUAAAGUAUACUAUAACAAAUAAUGCAUCAAAAGAAGUUAAAUACGCUUGUAUUCAGACAUUAGGUCUAGCAUGCUUUGUUUCAGCUUCAUAUGCUGAUGCCAUAGAGCUUCUCGAUUUCUUUAAUGAUAUUAUAUUGACUAACGGUAAAAGCGUUAAUGCGAAUAAUGAAGGAGAUGUCAUAGAAGGUGCUCUAAAUGCUUAUGGUUUAUUGUUCUCUGGGCUAUGGGGUAAUAAUAGAAGAAGUUCAGAUAAAGCUAGGGAAGAAUUUGAACGUAUCAUGCCGAAUCUUACUAAACAGCUUGAAUCCAGUACGAUGGAAGUUCGCGUUGCUAGUGGUGAAAUUAUUGCAUUAAUGUUCGAAUCUUUAGGAAAAGAGAACAGCGCAGAGGAAAAUUGGAAUCAAUUAUCAGAUGAAUAUGACGAUGGAGUUGAUUACGAUGAUAUGGAACAUUUGACUCAACUUUUGAACGCAUUGGCCACAGAUAGUAAUCGUCAUCGUGCAAAAGCUGAACGUAAAGUUCAGAGGUCUGUAUUCCGAGAUGUGCUUAAAACUGUCGAGUGCGGAGAUCACAUUCAAGAAAGGCUCAAGAUUAAGAAACAAACAAUUUACUUUUCUUCUUGGGCAAAGAUUCUUCAAUUAAAUGCGUUUCGGGACAUACUAACUGAGGGGUUGCACGUACACUUUCAAGAAAAUGAAUUACUCCAAGCAAUCUUUGAAUUUGUGCCGCCUCCUACCUUGGCUUCCAGUCGACUCAGACCUGACUCAGCUUUAAGCUUUCAUACUACUGGAUCCGAUACUGACAGUUCGGUGAAACCGAAUAGAAAAAAGAAUAAAAGAUUGAAGGGUAGAAAACAGGGUAGAAGGAAAGGCGAUCUAUUAGAA
Messenger RNA from Scutellospora calospora, 1386 nucleotides. The record is from the annotation of a GenBank genome assembly. Lineage: Eukaryota; Fungi; Glomeromycota; Glomeromycetes; Diversisporales; Gigasporaceae.